Messenger RNA from Rotaria sordida, 961 nucleotides. Lineage: Eukaryota; Metazoa; Rotifera; Eurotatoria; Philodinida; Philodinidae. The record is from the annotation of a GenBank genome assembly.
AUGGACAAUACAUGUCGUCUGACUCAGCGGUCACUAGAUACAACGGCUGAAAACACUUCAGAUGAGACACUCACCACACUCAAUCUCCAAUACAAUCAAAUCGGAGCUCUAGGAACGCAACAUCUCACUGAAGCUUUACGAAAUAAUACGACACUCACCACACUAGAACUCCAGAACAAUGAAAUUGGAGACGAAGGAGCACAAUGUCUCGCUGAUGCUUUACGAAAUAAUACGACACUCAUCACACUAGAUCUCUCCUCAAAUGAAAUCGGCAAUCUUGGAGCGCAACAUCUCGUUGAUGCGUUACAAAAUAACACAACACUCACUACACUCAAUAUCCAAUACAAUCAAAUUAAAGCUCUCGCAGCGCAACAUCUUACUGAUGCUUUACGAAACAAUACAACACUCACCAUUCUAGAUCUCGGAUACAAUGAAAUCGGAGCUCUCGGAGCAGAAAGUCUAGCCGAUGUUUUACGAAAUAACACAACACUCACGACACUAGAUCUUUCCUCCAAUGAAAUCGGAGCUCUCGGUGUACAACAUCUUGCUAAUGCAUUACAAAAUAACACAACACUCACCACACUGCAUCUCGAAUACAAUCGAAUCGGAGCUCUUGGAGCACAAAAUCUGGCUGAUGCUUUACGAAAUAAAACGACACUCACUGCGCUAAAUCUCUCCGACAAUCAAAUCGGCGAUCUCGGAGCGCAACAUCUCGCUGACGCAUUACGAAAUAACACAACACUCACCAUACUACGUAUCUCCUCUAAUCAAAUCGAAGAUUUCGGAGCACAGCAUCUCGCUGAUGCAUUACGAAAUAAUACAACACUCACCAAACUACAUCUUGGAUACAAUCAAAUCGGAGCUCUCGGAGCACAACAUCUCGCUGAUGCAUUACAAAAUAACACAGUGACCUCCAGUCUCUCUCCAUAUCUCUGAUAUUAACAUCUGUACUUCUUCACAC